AUGAUAUUCUUAUAUAGGGCUAUCAGUUAUAUAUAGGACCCAAUUAUAUUGAUUGCAAGAAUAAAAGCUAGAAGCUAUAUUUAAAAAUGAUAAAGGAUUUUCUCUAUAUUAAAGAAAAAUCACUUAACUUGAUAUAUAGUAUUCUUAUUUCCACAUUUUUCCAUUUUGAUAAAAAACUUAAUUCCCCCAAAAUAAAUUUAAAAAUUAAAAUGACCAAUAUUCCAAACUCUCUCUUCCUCAUCACUCAAGACUGAAACCGCAAGGCAAUGAAGAGACAGAAGGUACCGGAAGUAGCAUCCACCUUCAGGGAAAGACACUGUGGACUAAAGUCUAAAAGCGCUUGGCCUCCAUACAGGAGGUCUUUGGUGACUGUAUCACCAAUCUGUCUAACACCUAACUUUAAUAACCUAACCUAAUCUCUCUUCCUCAGAGAAACAGGGCAGCUAGAAUGCAGUUACUUUCAAAUGAAAAAUCAAUACAAAUCCCUCACAGCAAUCAGCCCAAGCUCAAGCAAGAGGCAUUCUCUCCGAAAAGGCGGAAUUUCUGAAAUAAUUCCAACGAGCUCAUUUUUAUUUGUUAUUACAAAUAGAGGAUGUUGCCUUGUCUUAGACAAGGUCACAUGCAAAGAACUGUUUAAUUUAACAGGUGAGAGUGAAAAAACGAGGACUUUAUUUUAUAAUAAAGCAAAUCAAUCAGUAAUCCUGAUAACGCUCCGAGACGAAGAUCUCGACGGAAGACUCAUAUGCAGGUCCUAUCCAAUGGAAUCUAUAGAAAAAGGAGCCUUAGAAAGCGUACCGAUAUUUAAAGACGAAGAUUUAAGGACUCCAGGCUUUAUAGAAUUUGACGACACAAACCAAAUUAUCCUUACGAGAUCAGCUACAAGAGGCAGUUUUAAGUUCUGGAGAAUGAAUAAUUACUCCUUGGCUUUCCAAAUUGCAGACCCUCUGGUGGAAGAAAUCAGGCUGAGCACAGAUCUUGUUCUUUUAGUUUAUGGGCCUCAGGGCGGAGUUUUAACUUCAAAGCUUGUGUCGAUUGCUAACGGCCACUUGCUUAAUGUUUACCAAAUUCCUAUAAAGCCUGUUAGAAUGAUUGAACUACUUGAGCUAUUUAAUCAAUUCUUGCUCCUUAAACAAGCUGGAGAGCCUUUGGUGAUUUUUGAUCUUUUGCAAUCGACGCACAUUUUGGUUGCAAAUUUCUUCUCUCCACAGGCUUUUAUAUUCCUUCAGGAAAAAAUGAAAUUCCUUGCUUUAAGGGCUGGAAUUAUUGAGCUGUGGGAUUUUCAAGGGAAUUUGCUUAAAACUUUUCAUGCGCCGUUAUGCACAAGUAUAAGAGCUUAUGUUCCGAGUAGACUGUAUGUAACAAGGAAGCAAGACUUGCUGUUGAUAUGCUGUAGCGAAUCUAGAACACCGGGAAGGCCUUCUAAUGUAACAAGAAAUGAUAGGAAAAGCAGUGGAGUCAUAAAAGUCUUAGAGCUCAUGAGUGGGACUUGCAUCGCAGAAAUUGUUGCUGAUAGGCUGCUUGUCAACGUAUCGACUUUGGCGUAUGAUGAAUAUUAUGGAUCAAUUUACACAGGUCAUUCAAACGGAACCCUCAUUAUGUGGGAUAAUUAA
Molecule: messenger RNA, 1610 nt
Organism: Blepharisma stoltei
Lineage: Eukaryota; Ciliophora; Heterotrichea; Heterotrichida; Blepharismidae
Source: the annotation of a GenBank genome assembly